CGACAGGAAUCACCAACUGUUCGACUGCGCUGCUGAAGCUUGUGACGAGCUCGACGAGUCUCCUUGUCUUUCUCUUUCCUUUGUGCGACUUUGUUAUUGGCAUUCGUUCGGAGCAGGUCUCCUACCCAUGCUAGUCUACCUAAUUACUAUCUAAUAGCAUACGCUGAUACGGCAUCUCAAACACGGCUCUGGAAGCCCGCUACGACCAAAAUGGAUUUUCGACACGUUACGCCUCCUUCAGAAAUACAGAUUUGUGGCUACGAUGACUUGUCCUGCCCAGGUGGCAGUGCAAGCACCGAUGGCACCUACUUCCCGCAAGAUUGGUCUCCGCAGACGACCUUGACAGCGGCCACCACACCACCCCGAUCACCUGGGAUCAUUCGAGAGAAUGGUUCAAGACUACUUCCAAAACCCAGAUACCAAGACCAGGUCAUUGAGCCCAGCUACAGCCGCUCCUCGGCAUUUCAUUCACAUCACCGAACAUCUUCCUUACCAGUCAACCCUGAUGGCCACCAAUUUGGCCCGGCUUUGCCACGUCCCUCUGUGGAUCGGAGAUCGACCAGUCCAUAUGCUCAUGCGAGAACCGUCUCUGUAUCUCCACAACCGACAUCGUUGUCCAAUUCUCUCGGCAUUAGCCGGCCUUCUAUGAGCAACAUGCGAUCCGCCUCAUCAUCACACAUUUCCAAUGUCCGAUCACAUUCACGGAACAUGUCGUCUAGCAGUAUCGACGCGGCAAUGCUUAGCAGAUAUGGCUACCCAACUUAUCGUCAAAGUCCAAAUGCGCAGCCAUUGCCCGUCUCUCUGCCUGCCUCAAGACCACCGACUGCGAUGAGCUUCCUCGCUCCCAUCGUUGCGCCGAAUGGACAGAUGCAAUCUUAUCCCAACCAACGCCGAACGGCGAGUCCGCCUGCGAGGCCUUCCCGGCUAUCUGUCGAAGCCGAGGUGCCUGUUCCAACGGAUGUUCCUAGCCCUACCUCGACUGUCCUGGACUACCUGACCGAACCUAAUCCGGCUCCAUCGCUCAUCAAGAAAAUCACCAAAGCCGACACGAAUCAAGUCAAUCAUUUCUGGUUCGAUAUCCGAAAUGUCAGACCAUGGACCGACUUCACCGUCGACACAAUCUCGUCUAUCCCCGGUCUUCUCGAUCUCCUUAAGAUCGACGUGUCCAUGAGAGCGCUGCCCAAACCAGGACAAGUCAACCUCUCGCCAGAGACUCCAGCUCAACUUGCUGAGCUUUGCGCCAUGCACCACGCCGUCAAAGUCAACGCUGCUCUCAAGGUAGCGCAGGGUGAUAAGCACAUCGCCAUGCGAGCUCUGCGAUCCGGUCCCGGUGCCCGUCAGCAACCCGAGUUCGUCGCCAACUACCAGUCUGAUGGCGAGAAGACGAUCUACGGAGACGGUCGAGGUCGUGUCGUCGGUAUUGUCAAGUCUUACGAUCAGUGGAACUCUGGCUACCGCAACGGCUCGCCCAUCGACAAGAUAAAGUACCUCGAGCAUCUAUCACAUCUCCAUCGCUUCAUGCGCGAACACGGCACACGAUACGGAUUUAUCAUGACGGAGAUUGAACUGGUCUGCGUUCGAGCCGGAGGUCCUCCCGCCUCGUCCACCACAGAUAUUGACAACAACUCCAACCCAAAUAUUCCUCUGUUCGGCUUCCUCGAGAUUGGCCCCUCAGUACAAAUUUCCGCUUCCGCUUCACCCAAUCAAAAUGUCGAUGGCUCCGCGCUGCCCUUGACCAUGACUGCGGAUCUCGCUCUCUGGUAUCUGCAUAUGCUUGCGAAAGAGCAACCUUUUUCGGGGCAGUUCCAUUGGAAGUUGGAGGUCGGAGGACCGACUGCGUUGACGAGGAGACAUCAUUUGCCGAGAGAUGAUUGGAUGCCUAAGGUCAAUCAGCAGGACAAGAGGGUCAGCAAGAGAAUCAGAGGCUGGACCUGGCCGGAUGAGCCGCUGCAUAAGCGGGAGUGUGGAAAUGGCAGGGCACGAGGGAGGCGGUAGGGUUUGUUCUCGAGAUUGGCUACAAGAAGGGAUUGUAAUGGGGUGGCUAGGGUCCCUGCAUCUGAAAUGAAGAUAGAUGACGACAAUAUCAUGUUAUGCUCGAGAAGAGGAAUCACGAAACAUGCUGUACAUAUG
Messenger RNA from Cercospora beticola, 2130 nucleotides. RefSeq lists its product as uncharacterized. The record is from RefSeq and is a predicted model, not a curated record. NCBI's taxonomy places the organism in Eukaryota, Fungi, Ascomycota, Dothideomycetes, Mycosphaerellales, Mycosphaerellaceae.